CACCACUCGACUCGCAUCAGCACUGAGUCCUCAGCGUGGCGUGCAAGUCGGGCAAGUGCAGCACAGCACAAGUGAUUUUGUUAAUUUUUUCGAAUACUGCUGUUGUUUCUUUUUUUAUUUGAAAACCUCUUCUGAUCUCAGUUCUUCCGAACUCUAUCUUCUAUUGUUAAUCAUGGAUCUAGUUAAUACUUUCGUGCCAGUCGACGGACAGUUAUUGAAGUACGUAUCAGAUGGAAAAGGUGGUGUCCAACUUGUGCGAGUUCUCACAAUGCAGAAUGCCCAGGCUGGAGGGGCUCAAUCCCUUAAUUCCCAUUCUAAGCCCCCAAAUGAAGGGGGCAGCAAGCGACCGCGCAGCCCUGGUGCAGGUCGUGAGGAUGAUGAUGAAGAUGAUGAUGAGGAUGAUGACGAUGAUGAUGACGAUGAUGAACCACAGAAGAAGAAAAAAAAAUGUGUGUGGAAUCAAAGAGAAGUGGGAGUUCUAUUAGACCUGUGUAUUGAACAUCAAAUUGUUGAGAAACGUGAUGGCAUGAUGGGGCGCUUGCCCCACCAUAAACUGUAUAAAAAAGUAACGGAAGACCUUAAUGCUCGCAAGGUGGGUGAGAUCAAAACCUGGAAACAGGUGAGGACGAAAUUUGGCAAGCUGAAAAGAUCGUUAACAGAUGUUAAAAAACAUAACAGUAAAAGUGGAGAAGGGAGGCUAGAUGCAAUGCAUCAGGAGAAAUUGAAAGUAUUAUUUGGCGACAGGCCAAAUGUCACAGUGCCUGGCAGCUGUGGCUAUGAGAGCCAGGAGACUGCUGCUGAUGAUCAAAAUGCAGAUCCCAAUAGCAAUGGUGCCAGUAGCAGCGGGAAGAGCCCGGCUGCUACUGGUAGAAGGUAUAGGAGUGGUAAGCCAAAUGCUACUUUAUCAUACCUUCAGAUGAUGAAUGAGCAGGAGGAGGCGAAAAUGGAGAAGUUCCAGCAGCGGACAGAGGAACAGCUGCAGAGAAUGCAGGCAGCUGAUGCCCAGCUGUUAGAAAAUAUUUCUAGUAAUUUUAUGACUGGCCUGCAGCAGAUUGCUGCAAUGUUAGUGCAGCCGUUUGCGUCUGCUGCACCAACACUACCAAUGGGUCAUCAGCAGGUGCAAUAUCCGCAGUUGCUUCAGCAGCAGGUGCAAUCUCCAAAUGUUCAAGUGCACCCCUCUGCUGCUCCAGCCGUUCAUCACCAGCAGCCACAACGUUCGCAAAUUCUUAUGCAGGCUCCAAAUUUGCCAGUUCCCCCCCAGGCCAACACCAUGUUAACUAAUGCCCAAAGUGUCUCGACUCCAGUAAAGGUGAUUCCCUGGAACGGGCAGACAACUUCUAGACUAAUAAAAAUUCCCUCUCAGGAGAUGCCGAAAAAAUAGUUCGUCACAUUUACGUUCAUAUGUAUUCAUUAGUGUAUCUUGUCAUAUUAUUUUGUUUUUAGUAUUUUGUCUUUUUAUUUUGUUCUGUGGACAAGGUAGUGUUAUUAUUUAAGUACCUUACUUUUGACAAUGCAUGACAUUAUCAAUUUUUUUAAAUGGUGUUAAGUUCCUUUCUUUCAACUUCUUCAACAUGAAGAGUUCUGUUAUAUGUACAAGAUAUUUUUAAUUUUUAUUAUGAACCGUACUUUUAAGCAUGGAUAACAUGGUCAAUUAUUUUUAAAUGGUGUCAACUUUCUCUCAAUGUCUUCAUAUCUUGAAGAGUUCUAUUGUAUGCACAAGUUGUUUUUAAUUUUUAUGAAGUGCACUUUUUAGAAUGGAUAAUAUUUUCCAUUAUUGUCAAUUCCAAGUCCCUUUGAACUUCUUUAUCUUGAAGAGAUCUGUUGUGUACAAGUUAUGUUUAAUUGUUUUCUGAACCGUACUUUUAAGAAUGGAUAACAUUGCCAAUUAUUUUUAGAUGGUGUCAAGUUCCUUUGAACUUCUUUAACUUAAAGAGUUCUGUUGUAUGAACAAAUUAUUUGCAAUUUUUACAAACCUUACUACUUAAAUUCAACACAUUUUGAAUUUUUAUUGUGGUAUUAUUUUUGAGUUCCUUUUUGAUCUAAUCUAAUUGUGGUUGCGGGUUACUUUGUAUGUUU
Molecule: messenger RNA, 2076 nt
Organism: Frankliniella occidentalis (western flower thrips)
Lineage: Eukaryota; Metazoa; Arthropoda; Insecta; Thysanoptera; Thripidae
Exons: 4
Coding region: 173-1381 (402 amino acids)
Source: RefSeq, a predicted model, not a curated record